Molecule: messenger RNA, 1881 nt
Organism: Cylindrotheca closterium
Lineage: Eukaryota; Bacillariophyta; Bacillariophyceae; Bacillariales; Bacillariaceae
Source: the annotation of a GenBank genome assembly
AUGUCUACCAUCGAAGACCGUGAAGAUGCUUCUGAAUUUGAAUCUUGUGUCGUUUGGUUUCAAGCGUCACCUCUAGCGUUUGAAAAUGGCAGUGAGGAUGGCAACUACUUGUCUCCGUUGGAUAUUCAACAAGAACAAAACGUCAUUCAAAGAGUCUUUGAUGAGGCACCCAAGCAGAAACGAAGGAGAGCACAAGUUAAUUUUGAAGUUGGAACUACAAGGCAGCUUGGAUCUUUCUUGCAACUGGCACGAACUCAGCCCAAGCAGUGCAUGAGUCUGCACAUUUCAUGCCAUGCCAGACCACGAUACCUCGCUUUUGAAGAUGGAUGGGGAACUGCCUUGCCCAUCACCGUCACUUAUCUCGAAAAACUGAUGCAAAGUCAUCGAUCUGAUGGCGAAGGCUUUGCUUCUGUCUUUCAACUAAUCUUCAUUGCUGCCUGCAAGUCUCGAUCCAUUGGAGAAGCUCUGAGAAAUGCUGGUGCCGCACCUAUUGUCUGUGCUCACUCAGAUCGAACCGACAUCAAUGUAUCCUAUGUGCUCGAGUUCUCCAAGGUUAUGUACUCUACUCUUCUUUCAAGUGAAUCCGUAUCUGCGAAUGAAGCAUAUGAUCGGGCAAUGCACGAAGUCUCAAUGUAUCCCGCGUACCGGGACUUGCCCCCUCAGUUAUGGCUGUUAUCGGAUAAAGACAGCCAAGAUUGUGCGGCCUGCAGAGGUAGCCAUGGGAGGCUACCCAUCCAAAGCAAACGAAGAACAAGUACAUGCUUUCCAAAACCUCCCAGCUACUUUUCAAGACAUGAUACGGAAGUGUGGAAGGUUCUCCAGCUAGUCAAAGAUACUCAAGAUGAGAAUGCUCGCAUCAGUUGGGUCACGGGGGAAGAUGAGCUCGGUACGGCGAGGUGUACUACACAGAGUGCUUGCCAAUGUUUAGAGCAACGAUUCGAAACCAACUCGAUUGAAGGCAUUGUCUGGAUGGAGCUCCGAGCACACCCGUCGUUGUGCAAUGGAAGCUACCAAGUGACCUUGACUGAAGUGACGGAUCGAAUCAAGACUUACGUCCAAGACCGAAAUAUGAUCUUGGUGCUGGAUGCCACUUUAUUGGAGUACGAGUCGGUGCCACUGUUAGUGGACAAGAUUUCGACUCUCAUCGAAACCACGGAGCACGUCAAAUUCAUUAGUAUCAACUCAGAACCGAUACAUGUAAACUGCGAAGACCGCCACAUUUCCAUCCCCGUUCUGGGCUUAAAAGCCACCGUCAAGAUAUUUGGUCGACUCUAUCGACACGUGACGGAAGAACGAGCGCCUGGUACCAAGUGUUCCGCCAGUUUGUGGUAUGAAAUGGUUCGACGAAUGGAGCUAAAGGAAGAUGGUGACAGUAGUCUACUGUCGUACCCUCGCUACUGUGUUUUGUACAAGGGAUUUGGCAAGGGGAAGCUGGACAAUAUGGUACAUUCUGUCCGAACCAUAUCGCAAGAAGAGUUCUCACAGUAUGCCAGUCUCGGAUGCUGUCGGUCUUUGGAUGCUUUGCACUCGCGAUAUCUACUCUUAAAGUACUGCCAUAAGUUACAAUCCUCGAUCUAUGAUGCGCUCGACAAGAAUCGACACGAAGAAGUACGAGGCCUCCAAAAACGACUUGACAUGAUGCCAUUCGUCCUUCAUGAGUUCAUCCCUUCAAUGACAGAACUGUGGGCCAAGUUUGAUUCUGUAUCGAAAGGUCUCCGAGCGUACUGCAGCCAGCCUCGCUGUGCCAAGCGAAGCAUAGUUGAAUUUUCACGGCUAAAAGAAGAAGAGCGGAACAUCAAACGGCAAAUUGAAAAGGCCGCAAGCUUUCGAACUAUACUGUGGCGGAUCUCGAUAUCUGCGCUAAGAAGGAACGAGAACUAG